This is a messenger RNA of Kazachstania africana CBS 2517, 2160 nucleotides long. Its product is annotated as exonuclease 1 family protein. NCBI's taxonomy places the organism in Eukaryota, Fungi, Ascomycota, Saccharomycetes, Saccharomycetales, Saccharomycetaceae. Gene Ontology annotation, cellular component: nucleus. The coding region runs from base 1 to 2160 and encodes 719 amino acids. Gene Ontology annotation, molecular function: 5'-flap endonuclease activity; DNA binding; metal ion binding. The transcript has a single exon. The record is from RefSeq and is a predicted model, not a curated record. Gene Ontology annotation, biological process: DNA double-strand break processing; DNA recombination; mismatch repair.
AUGGGUAUUCAAGGGCUGCUACCUCAAUUGAAGCCUAUCCAAAAUCCAGUCACAUUACAUAGAUAUGAAGGUCAAACACUUGGUAUAGAUGGCUAUGCAUGGUUACAUAGAGCAGCAUUCGCAUGCUCCUAUGAGCUAGUGAUGAAUGAGCCUACUGAAAAGUAUUUACAGUUCUUCAUCAAAAAGAUUAGGAUGUUGAAAUCCUUCAAUAUUGAGCCCUAUUUUAUAUUCGAUGGGGAUUCUAUACCUGUAAAGAAGAAUACGGAAUUGAAGAGACGGGAUAAGAGAGUAGAGAAUAAAGAAAUGGCAAUGAGACUAUGGAAUGCUGGUGAAAAGAGGAAUGCAAUGGAUUUCUUCCAAAAAUGUGUCGAUAUAACUCCAGAAAUGGCUAAAUGUGUCAUAGAAUAUUGUAAGAUCAAUAAUAUUAAGUACGUUGUUGCACCUUUUGAAGCUGAUUCACAGAUGGUUUACCUGGAGAAGAAAGGUUUGAUACAUGGCAUAAUCUCCGAAGAUUCUGAUCUUCUUAUUUUUGGAUGUAAGAAACUGAUUACAAAGUUGAAUGACUACGGUGAAUGUAUAGAAAUUCGCAGAGAUGAUUUUUCCAGACUGCCCAAGAAGUUUCCAUUAGGACAGCUUAAUGACGAACAAAUAAGAGCUGUGGUAUGUCUUUCAGGAUGUGACUACACAGAUGGUAUACCUAAAAUUGGUUUAUUGACAGCUUUCAAGUUAGUAAAUCAAUGGAAACAGAUGGAAAAAGUUAUUUUAUAUUUACAAAGAGAGGGCAAGUGGAAAAUUCCAGCGAAUUUUUUGAAGGAGUAUUCACUGGCUAAUUACGCCUUUCAAUUUCAAAGAGUUUUUUGUCCAGUGAGUAAUCGAUUGGUUACCUUGAAUGAGAUUCCAAAAAGACUAAUAGAUUCAGCUUCAGAUCUGCUUUUGCAAUGCAUCGGACCCGCUAUAAGUUAUCAGAAUAAAGAAAAAGGACAAAUUUUAAAUGAAGAAGAGAUUGAUCACUCUUUGCAUGCAAGAAUGGCUCUCGGGGAGUCUAGUCCCUAUGAUUAUCGUAAACCAUUGAUCAGUAGAGAGUGUAAGUUACAGCUAGUCUCCAAAUCAGAGGUAAAUAUCAAACUUCCAUCUCAGGUGAGAAAUAAGUUAAUAGAUUCUUUCUUUGAUAAGACCAAAAAUGUUACUCCGAAAGCCGCAUCUGCUACUCUACUUCGAAACAGUUCUAUUACAAAAACAAUUUCAGGACUUGGAAAUUCGCAAAUGAGAGAUAUUACAAAUAAAUUAUCAAAUACCAUAUCUGUAAAACGUCGUAAAUUGCAAUUAGAUGAAGACAGUUUUGAAACUUUGAAUACUUUACCAACAACGAGCAAAUAUUUUCGAAAAAGACAACUUACACCAGAAGUACGCCAAGAACUUGGAAACUCUAAACUUAAAGAAUGUGGAUCAGAGAGUGAAGUUGAAACAGAAAUACCAGAUUCCUGUUUUUCAACACAAAUACCUAGUUCCUUUCAGGAACUUUUACGAAGAACACCAACAGCGACAGCUGAGGACGGUGGGGACGGUACUGAUGAGACUGAUGAAAAAGAUGUUGUAACAUCAGAGGACGAAGACACGGAAGAUAUCUCCGAGGUUAUUAGUGAGCCAUCUGUUGCAAAAAUAAAUAAAUUUGAUGCGAAAAGUUUAUUUAUCAUGAAAAAAAAUAGUUUGGAGGGAGAGGAAAAAGCUGGGGAAAUUUUGCAAACGAGAAAACUUUCGAGAUCCUCCACUAUUUUAGAUAAGUUUAAGUAUUCUUCAUUGAAUGCGAAUACAAACGAAGCUGAAAAUAACAUUGCUUCUAGGGUACCUUUGUCGACGCAACACCCGAAUAAAAAUGGACGACUAAUAGCCUUCCUCCACAAAGCAUCCGAAGUGAGCACAGAAGCAGGUUUUAGCGAAAAAAAAAGACCUUGUUUAAGAAGAAGUAUUGUUCGUACUACAUCAAGCGGUAGGGAAGAUAGUCGCAUGGAAGUUUCUUCACAAAAGCGGACUAUAACUACUAGGAAUACUAUAAACUUGACAGUUUCUGCGAGUCAAAGUGAUGAUCAUGGAAAACCUGUUAGCAGACCUGCCUCGAGAUCCGUAUCUUUAUUGACUAAAUUUGUAUAUAAACACGAAUGA